CAAGGACUCUACAAGAAUGCCUUACGUGCAGAGCAGAAACUGUCGGUUGUUCAAACUCAUUGAUUACUGAAACUUUGCCAAGGACUCGUCUAAUCGGAAAGCAGAGGGACACUUGUCUUCUUGGCAUUUGAAAAGCAGUAGUCAAUGAGGCCGACUUUGAGAUGUGUGAUAAUUCUGUCAGCCAAUAAGGAUGGCUGUUUCGCCUUAGGCAAACCAUAUUAACUCCGUCUCCAGCUGGCUUUGUGCAUAUAGUGUAGUAAUUCAUUCUAUUUUGUUUAAUAAAACAAAAGCUGAGUGGUACCCGUCAAGUCGACUGCUGACAGGCAGAUUCCAAACAAAAGUCCCCAGCUCACUGAGACACCACCGGAGGGCAAGCUAGUCCUCAUCCCAUUGGCCAGUCCUCAUGAUAGACAUCCUUCAGACCAAUGGCUUUCUGUUCUGGAGGGCGCUUUUUCCACAAUUGGCCUAUGAGAGUCUGCUUCGGCUCAGCCAAUAGGCCGGGCCCCGUCCCCAGCCCUAGUGGAGAUGGGUUCUACUCAGAGCGUCUCAGGCACUCCAGCACGGCCUCUGCCACACAACAAGCAUGUGGCUCGAAUAGCAGACCCUCGGUCACCUAGUGCUGGCAUCCAGCGCACUCCUAUUCAGGUGGAGAGCUCUCCACAGCCAAGCCAAGCAGCUGAACAGUUGAACAGUCUCAAACAGGCACAAGACCCAGAUCCCCGCUCUCCAACUCUUGGCAUUGCACGGACACCCAUGAAGAUCAGUGGUGCAGACCCUCCGUGCCCAGUGGUGAAAGAGCUGAGCGAAGUAUUUGAGACUGAAGCAUCCGAGUCGAUUUCCUCCCCAGAGCUUGCUCUGUGCCAGGAAGCUCCUUUAUCUUCUGAGCUGGACCUGCCUUUGGGUCCUCAGUUAUCCCUCGAGGACCAGUUGCCACCUUGGAGCCAGACUGAACCGGAUUCCAAGCAGGUGUUUACCAAGGAGGAAGCAAGACAGUCCACAGAAACCAUAGUUGCCAGCCAGAACUCAGACAAGCUUUCCAGAGACCCAGAGACUCCCCAGUCCUCAGGUUCUAAGCAUAGUAGACGGAAAGCAAACAGCAAGGCUCUCGGGAGGUCCCCUCUCACCAUCCUGCAGGAUGACAACUCUCCUGGGACCUUGACACUACGACAGGGUAAGCGGCCUUCCGCCCUAAGUGAAAAUGUUAAGGACCUAAAAGAAGGAGUCAUUCUUGGAAAUGGAAGAUUUCUGAAAGCUGGAGGAGGAGCGUGGGAGCAAAACCAGGACCAUGACAAGGAGAAUCAGCAUUUUGCUUUGAUGGACAGCUAGAUCUGUGCUGGGUUCUUCCCCGAGGCCACUGAGGAAAGCCCUGUUCUCUGAUUCCUCUCAGGCUACCAACUCUAGUACUUGGACAUCAUUCUUUUACGUUUUGUGUGUUUCCUGUAUAUUAAAGUAGAUGAUUUUAAAUGACGCUUUAAGAA
Grammomys surdaster is the source of this 1478-nucleotide messenger RNA. It is a transcript of the gene Cdca3, whose product is annotated as cell division cycle associated 3. Bases 526 to 1326 code for a protein of 266 amino acids. The record is from RefSeq and is a predicted model, not a curated record. Lineage: Eukaryota; Metazoa; Chordata; Mammalia; Rodentia; Muridae. The transcript has 6 exons.